UCUGCUUCUCUUGGGUGUCAUUGAAACGUCCUUCCUCAACGCACACGCAAGCUCCCUUGUACUUUUCUACGAGUUGAUCAUUGUGACGGAUGCGAAAACCGUCGCUGGGGACUCGACGGAGGACUCACGACUUCCACGCGAAGUGCGCAUCCUUUCUCCCUGACUACCUACGAGCUCCGAAGCGAAGAGCGCCUUCCUGGAAACAAGACUUUUUUUAUCCUGAGGCGAGGAGGAGACAGCGGAGCGUUCGCCGGCGUCCAACACCCAGCUAGCGAUCCUUUUCUCGCCUCCCCGAGUACGCGAACCUGGCGCCUCGAAGCAGAGACUCAACCCUGACGUUCUUCAACUCUUCAAGAUGAAAGGCGUUCUCGACACUGCUGUCGUAUGCGUCAAGAGGACUCUCGACUACGCCGUGAAGCCUCGCGUCCAGGCAGGCGCAACGACGAUGCAGACGGAAGGACUCAAGCACUCCAUCAAUCCCUUCUGCGAAAUAGCUGUCGAAGAGGCGGUUCGCCUCAAAGAGCGCAACGUCGUUAGGCGCGUCGUCGCCGUCUCUGUGGGAGGACCAGGCGCAGAGGAUGUGCUCAGACACGCACUGGCGAUGGGCGUAGACGAAGCCGUCCUGAUAACGUCUCCUUUCAAGCCGGACAUUCACCUUCAGCCUCUGCCGACAGCAAAGGUUCUGCGGCGCUUCGUUGAGACUCAGAACGCUCAGCUCGUUCUCCUCGGCAAACAGUCGAUCGACGGAGACAAUCGACAAGUUCCUCAACUUCUCGCCGGCCUGCUCGGAUGGCCGCAGGCGAUCUGCGUGCACCAGCUGGAAGUCUCUGGAGCCGCAGACGACCCAGCGAAGACGCAAGAAGAAAGGAAACCGAUGUUCACGGCUACGCGCGAAGUCGACAGUGCGCUGCAGACGGCGCGCUUCGCGCCGCCGGCAGUCGUGAGCUGCGACUUGCGUCUCAACAUGCCGCGAUUUGCCACUCUGCCGAAUUUAAUGAAGGCGAAGAAGAAGAAGAUUUCCGUCGUCGCUGCGGAGACCCUCGUCAGCGAAGCCGAUCUCGCGCCGCGCCUCGAAAUUGUCAGCAUCGCGGAACCUCCGCGGCGUAAACCGGGGCAGUGGGUGGCGAACGUCGACGAGUUGAUUGAAAAGCUGAUCACCGAAGCGAAAGUUAUUCACUCGUGAAGAAAGCUAAGGAGGCAGGAAGAACGGCCUCGACGAGAGAGGGAUACACCGGCAGCACGGGAAGGGGGAAAGGCGGGGGAAAUAGAGAGGUCGAAAGGCCGAAACGCAGCAUUCAAAGAUAAAAGCAGGUGUUUCAGAGAGAAAACCACCGCUUCACGAAACCAGACAGAGGUGGAAAACAGAGUUUCCGAUCGCCUCUCACAGCAGUGAGGUGGCAGCCAAGACAGAGACAGAGGGAAGGGAUCUAGGACUGUGCACCUUCUUCUGAGGUCGCGGACAGCGGGGAAAACUUGAUUCGCACAUAUCUCAACAAAGCGAAGGAAGACAGACAAAUGCAAAGCUCAGCUCUAGGAAGAGCUGCAUAGAUACCCUGAAUGCAGACUACAGCAGAUUCAAAAUCUGACCAAGAUUUUCGCUGAUGUACUGACACAUGUCGAGGUGGUGUGGUAGUCCUACAAAUCUAAACAUAAAUCCUGUG
Molecule: messenger RNA, 1661 nt
Organism: Toxoplasma gondii ME49
Lineage: Eukaryota; Apicomplexa; Conoidasida; Eucoccidiorida; Sarcocystidae
Product: electron transfer flavoprotein subunit beta, putative
Exons: 8
Coding region: 356-1183 (275 amino acids)
Cellular component (GO): cytosol
Molecular function (GO): electron transfer activity
Source: RefSeq, a predicted model, not a curated record